Messenger RNA from Musa acuminata subsp. malaccensis (wild Malaysian banana), 1273 nucleotides. Its product is annotated as CMP-sialic acid transporter 1. Gene Ontology annotation, cellular component: Golgi membrane. Gene Ontology annotation, molecular function: pyrimidine nucleotide-sugar transmembrane transporter activity; sialic acid transmembrane transporter activity. The record is from RefSeq and is a predicted model, not a curated record. Gene Ontology annotation, biological process: pyrimidine nucleotide-sugar transmembrane transport. Lineage: Eukaryota; Viridiplantae; Streptophyta; Magnoliopsida; Zingiberales; Musaceae.
CCAAGCUGAGUGAGCCAUGUCUUCUGCAACAUAAAUACCUACAUUUCUCUACUGGUGACAUCUUGAUCCUUAUAAUUGGAUGGGUUGUAUUUCUUUCAAUUUGACAUGGUUGAUCAUGCAGUGUGGCUGUGGCUGAUGUAGCUUAUUAGUCUUUGAGCCAAAUACAUACCAACGCAUCAGAUUUCGCUGUCAAGUUAACAUAAUUGCCACUAGAGAACAAAGGAUUAUGAUUGGGAAUAACAUUCUUUUGUUUGUUCGAUAGGAUCACGAUUUUCUUCCGUCUUAAUCUUAAUUUCCACAGGAAAUCAAAGGAUUGGACCAAACCGAACCGGGUUCAGUGCUGAUUCGGCUUUAAUUGAAUCGGGCGAUCCAUCGAUUAAAACACCCACAAUCGGUGGCUUAGUGAACACGGUAUUCGCAUAUAUCGUCGUUAUAAUAGCCAUCUCUGGAUCGAAAGAACAAGAACGGUAGAUGAUGCCUUGGUAUUUGGUUACGGCUUUGCUCACUCUCCUCGCCAGUUACCAGGGAAUUUUGACAACACUGUCACAAAGUCAUGGAAAAUACAGAUAUGAUUAUGCUACUGUUCCAUUUCUUGCAGAAGUAUUUAAGGUGAAAGGUUGUGGAGAGGCAUCUUGUGAUUCCCUUUUCUCAGCACCUAUCAAGGGUUACAUGCUCGGGCUCCUGUCUGCUUGUCUUUCCGCUUUAGUUGGUGUUUAUACAGAAUACCUGAUGAAGAAGAACAAUGACAGCCUAUACUGGCAGAAUGUGCAGUUAUAUAUGUUUGGCGCAAUUUUUAACAUGGCAUGGCUUAAGCUGGAUGAUUUUAGAGCUGGAUUUGAAUAUGGACCCUGGUGGCAACGUCUCCUUGAUGGAUACACUGUUACAACAUGGCUGGUUGUGUUAAAUCUUGGUUCUUCUGGCUUACUAGUUUCGUGGUUGAUGAAAUAUGCAGAUAAUAUUGUGAAGAUGUACUUUGCUCUUGCUCAAACGUUUGUAGACUUGCCAGCAACAACAAAUUUGGCCUUGGACACCCUAAAGGAAAUUGCUGCUGAGCGAAGAGGGGAAUCAUGAUUCUGUUGAUAGAUAAGCUCAAAUAACUGGAAUCUGUUGGUCAAGUGUGAUGGUAUUUCAGAUAAAUUAUUUCAAAGGUGAAAAAGAGAAAAACUGUAAAAUCUUUUGGUUUGGAGAACGAGAUUGCUCGAAGAUGAGUAGAGCAAAUCAUUGGACAGGAAACUCCAGUUCCGCAGCACGAAGCGCUUACAUAUCCAGAACC